This is a messenger RNA of Nicotiana attenuata, 2561 nucleotides long. RefSeq lists its product as uncharacterized. The transcript is spliced from 15 exons. The record is from RefSeq and is a predicted model, not a curated record. NCBI's taxonomy places the organism in Eukaryota, Viridiplantae, Streptophyta, Magnoliopsida, Solanales, Solanaceae. The coding region runs from base 286 to 2091 and encodes 601 amino acids.
AGAAUUAAAAAAUUUGGCAACUGUUCUGGUAGCAUACUUCAAAAUUCUGCUAGUGAAUUUCAAAAUUAUACGUGAAAAAUAAACCGUUGUCCUAAAAAAAUUCUAGAAAAGACUUUUUUAAUUCAAAGCCUCAAAGGUUCCCUCCAAAUAUGUGGUGUAAAUUAACUGUAAAACUUCACAUGUGCCACUUUAUCAACCACAUAGUAUUUUCAGUUUUUUAUUUGCACUCGUAAGAAGCAAGAUUAAUUUAGCAUUGUUACCUUAUUCUCACUCAAUUGUGGGAAGAUGGACUCUUGUUAUUUCGCUGUGACAAAGCCAUCAUCUUCUUCUUCAGCUAUUCUGAAUUUUCAGGGUGUUUCAUCUGUUGGUGUAAGAUCGUCCCAGAAAUCCUUACGUGCCGCCCCUUCUCAACUUUGUUGGCCAUUUUCUAGACCUAACAAGAAAUAUCAAAAUUUUCUUUAUAGGCGGACCUCGCAGAAUCUUAGAUUCAAGACAUUGAAGGGGCCCAUCUUGGCAGAAGCUGGAAAACAAGGUUGGGAUCUUGGCAGAUUUAUAGAGACAUUGUAUUUUUUUAAUGGCCCUCCUUCCCCUGCAAAGUUCUUUGAAUCUCUGAUUGAGAAGCUAACUGGUCCAUCACCUAGUACACCAGUCAACUCAAUGGAUUCUUCCGGAAUUACGCUGGUAACUGGAGCCACAGGUGGAGUCGGGAGAAGAGUGGUCGACGUGUUACGCAACAAAAGAUUGCCUGUCCGAGUACUCGUCAGAAAUGAAGAGAAGGCAAGAAGAAUGCUUGGUGAAGAUGUUGACCUGGUUGUUGGAGAUGUUACCAAAUCAAGCACUCUGCUUCCCGAGUACUUCAGAGGAGUAACGAGCGUAAUUAAUGCUGUUUCUGUAAUUGUUGGCCCAAAGGAAGGGGAUACCCCUGACAGGGCAAAAUACAGUCAGGGAAUCAAGUUCUUUGAACCCGAGAUUAAGGGUGACUCACCCGAAAUGGUGGAGUACAUUGGAAUGAAGAAUUUAAUAAAUGUCGUCAAAGAAAAUGUUGGCCUUCGCACAGGAAAACUAGUAUUUGGAUAUGAAGGUAAUUCAUUUAAAGAACUUCCUUGGGGUGCUUUGGAUGAUGUUGUGAUGGGUGGAGUGAGUCAAAGUACAUUCCAGAUAGAUCUAACUGGUGGGGAAAAUGGUGGACCAACAGGGCUCUUCAAAGGAGUUGUUACCACUGCUAACAAUGGAGGUUUUGCCAGUAUCAGGACAAAGAACUUUUCUGAACCUGAAAAUCUUUCUGCUUAUGAUGGUUUAGAGUUGCGCCUUAAAGGUGAUGGCCGUCGUUAUAAGCUUAUUGUUCGCAUUAGCCGUGAUUGGGAUGCUGUGGGUUAUACAUCGAGCUUUGACACCAUUGAGGGUUGGCAAUCGGUCCGUUUGCCUUUUUCUUCUUUGAGGCCUAUAUUCCGAGCACGAACUGUACUAGAUGCACCGCCUUUUGACCCCAGUCAAAUCAUGUCAUUACAGCUUAUGUUCAGCAAAUUCGAAUCUGAUGGUAAACUGAAUCCAACUUUCAAGGAAGGUCCUUUUGAACUUCCUGUAUCAUGCAUUCGGGCUUAUCUUAAAGAUCCCAUAACUCCCAGGUUUAUACAUGUCAGUUCUGCUGGUGUAACUAGACCGGAAAGACCAGGAAUUGAUUUAAGCAAACAGCCUCCAGCUGUGCGAUUGAACAAGGAAUUGGGCUUCAUCCUGACAUUCAAGUUAAAGGGGGAAGAUGAGAUUCGAGAAUCUGGCAUACCAUAUACAAUAGUCCGGCCUUGUGCCUUAACUGAGGAGCCUGCAGGAGCUGAUCUCAUUUUCGAUCAAGGAGACAAUAUCACGGGGAAGAUAUCCCGCGAAGAAGUUGCUCGGAUAUGUGUGGCAGCACUGAAAAGCCCCUAUGCAUGUGACAAGACAUUUGAGGUUAAAAGUGUCAUUCCAUUUAGUGAGCCUUUCACGGUGGAUCCAGAGAACCCUCCUCCAGAGAAAGAUUACAAUGAAUACUUCAAGACUUUGAAAGAUGGCAUCACUGGGAAAGAAAGCCUUGAGAAAACUCCGAUCCCUGUAUAAGAACCAAGGGUGGUAUGUUCAUUUUCUUCUACUGCUCCAACAUAUAUUGAAUGGGGAAGCAUAUGAGAAUUCUUACUAGUUCACAAGUUGCAACAGCAUUAUGCAGAGCAAGAUUUUGGAAGUUCUUUUAGUUUUCUUUUAGUAGAUGUAAGUAAAUACCCUUUUUCUAUUAAUAGAACAAGAUUUUGCUUUGGGAUUCAAGACCUGAACCGUGAGAACCGAGAUUAAGGUAUGCUGCAUCAUCCCCUGAAGGCAGAAAGAAGGUGUAUUUGUACGUAUUCUUCACUGGCAUUAGUUCAGUCCCAUGUGGAUAUAAAUAGUUGAAUGUCUUGCAUGGGAACGCCGCGAAUAUUAAUAUAUUGGCAUAUGAUUAUCCCGUGAAUUAUUAUUUACUGUUUGUGAAGUGCUGAUACAAUAAGCUGUAUUUAAGAGCAUGCACUAUCCGUCUUUAAUCUACGAUAUUACGCUGA